Thamnophis sirtalis is the source of this 1165-nucleotide messenger RNA. The record is from RefSeq and is a predicted model, not a curated record. Lineage: Eukaryota; Metazoa; Chordata; Lepidosauria; Squamata; Natricidae.
CCACUUUCCCAGCAGAAAUUGCUAACAUGGCUGAGUGUUCUCGAAUGCCUGGAGGUCUUUGCCGAGAUGGGAGCUGCCAAGGUGUGGGGUGAGAAUGGCCGGUGGGCCACUAUUGUCCUCAUCCAGUUAACCAAAGCCAUUUUGCGCCUCCUGCUCUUGCUCUGGUACAAAGCUGGCAUCCAGACCUCUCCUCCCAUUGUACCACUAGACAGGAGGGAAUCACUGUAUGAGAAAGCCCUGGAAGCCAGCUUAGUAGGAAAAGAACAGAUCUUCGUGGGGAAGCGCAGUAGUCGUGUAGUGAGGUCUCUCGAAAGCACCCCUACCCUGCACUCUAGACAUUGGGGUGAGCCUCAGCAACGUGAGGAAAAGCAGAACCAAAGAGCAAUGGAGAGCAACCAACCAUCAACACCUUUGGGCUCCCAGGAGACACUUGCUGAGUCUAUCUUCGUUACCCGUCCAUUAUUGCACUUAUUGAGUUUAGCCGUGUGGGGACAAAAAUCUUGGAAACCCUGGCUUCUAUCAGGCAUUUUGGAUAUUGCAAGCUUGAGUUUACUGAGUGAUAAGAAGGAUCUCAACAAACGUGAACGAAUGGAGCUGAAACGCCGGACUAUCCUGCUACUGUAUUACCUAUUAAGAUCCCCCUUCUAUGACAGAUACUCUGAGGGUAGGAUCCUCUUUCUUCUGCGCUUGUUGGCAGAUUAUGUCCCUGGUGUCGGCCUAGUGACUCGACCUUUGAUGGAUUACUUGCCAGCCUGGCAGAAAAUUUAUUUCUAUAAUUGGGGCUGAUCUGGCUUCGGCUUGAACUACUGCAACCAGAGAAGAUUCGAGCUGAAAGCUUGUGCUGACAGAAUGACUUUAUACAGAGGAAAACAAUCAUGAGACUUUGGGGAAUGCGGGGGCGGGGAAGCAGCAGCACAUCUCACUGUGACUUGUUAUUAAUGGUUUGAGAGAGAAGAAUAAGGCUUUUUAUUUUUUAUUUUAAAAUGCCUUCCCGUCAGUACUACAAAGGCGGCUUAAAACGUGUAUGCUGUUUCCUUCCUAUUUGGUAAUAACUGGUUUCAGAGCAUGGGACUUGGGUUUGGGAGGGGUGCGGAACUCUUUUUUGUAAGCAUUUUGUACAGUUGUGGAUUAAUAAAGCCAGGGGACUGCGGUGCCUUUGGGCUAA